AUUGCUUCCGAUAAAGCAGCUGACAAUUGUUUGUUUUCAUAUUGUUGUGUUUUUUUCAAACAUGGAUCAAGGUGAAGAGAGAAGGUGGGACUCUGAUUCCACGAAGCUACUACUCCAAAUGUAUUAUGACAGAAGAGAAGAAUUUCUGGAUCCGAUGAAAAGAAAAAGGGACGUCUGGAAAAGCGUUCUGCUAGAAUUGGAGGAGCAUGGUAUUUGCGACAUAAACGCCCAGCAGCUUGACAGGAAGUUUAGGAACUUGAAGAAAACAUAUGAAGCGAUCAAGAAUCAAAAGAGGCAAACGCGGUGGGAGCACUUUGAGAAAAUGCAUUCCAUUCUUGGCAGCAUGCCUGCAGCAGCCUCUCGUUUAAAAAGGCGAAGCACUGAAGUAUUAUAUUUACCCGGCUGCCCGGAAGAUCAGAAUGAAGUGGAUGAUGACUCGCAUUCCGCGAGUACGAACUCAAAAUCGAUGAAAAUGGAACCGGAGGUGAUUUGGGAGGCCCCCAGCCCCCCAAUGGUCAACAAUUCCAACAUGCACGAUACGGAAGCGAGUUCGUUAUCCGAGAGCAGCUACUCAAUGACCAAAGAAAAGGAAGUGCAAUGCAUUUCUACGAAUUCCAGUGCCAUAGUAGACAUUCUGCAGAACCUGGUAAAAGAGGCGAAGGAACUACCAAUAAAGCCACCAUUUAAAAAUAUGGAAGUAUUGACCUACUGGGACUUUCUGCUGAAUGAUAUGACUCCAGAGGCGGCAAGAGAAGCUCGUCAUAGAGUCACGAAUCUACUUCAAAACUCAGUCACCGCCAAUCCCAAAAAAUAAUUAUACUUAAUAAUAGAAAAUUGAUUUAUAGUAGUAAUAAUAUGUUAAAAACAUGUAAAA
Drosophila guanche is the source of this 874-nucleotide messenger RNA. RefSeq lists its product as uncharacterized. Bases 62 to 814 code for a protein of 250 amino acids. The record is from RefSeq and is a predicted model, not a curated record. NCBI's taxonomy places the organism in Eukaryota, Metazoa, Arthropoda, Insecta, Diptera, Drosophilidae. The transcript has 3 exons.